UUUCUAGUAUAAGCAGCACCUUUUCAAAAAGGAGGAAAUGAUUUUAGAGGUCCUAAGUUUAGUUGCGAGUUUGCCUUUUCAUCUAGAAGCUCUUGAGUGCUAUAUUUGUACAAAUGAGGAGGGAAACUGGAAUGAUUGCAUUAGAACUAUCCAAACUUGCGAACCUUUACAAGAUACCUGCCAGUCUAUUGUUCAGUAUCGAACUCCUUCUUUCUGGACUGUCCUGGCUGAGAGAAGGGCAUUUGUUACAAAAGGCUGCACAACAACAUCAGCUUGUCAAAUGAUGUCAUCUGUCAUCUCAGAGCGUUGUUCCAGAUCGAAAACUCGAGACUGGAUUUGUUCUUACUGCUGUAACAGUGAUCGUUGCAAUUAUUAUGUACCUGGAGGCGCUCUACGGAUAUGGAGUCCUCAUACCUAUACAAUGUUGUUCAUCGUCUGUCUGUGUAGCAUAUUUUGGAAAUUUGUAUGAUCAUAUACGCAGUUGAAAUAACUGUGAAAAUGUAAGUAAACAGUCACAUUUUAUGAAUACAAGUUUUCCGAAACGAAGCAAAUAUGUUCUUCUAUCUAAUUAGUCAACCAUUGUUUUGCUGUAUAAAGCUGACACUUUACAAUAAAAUGUGAUAAAAUAAGAACAUUUACGCUCAACAGAACCUCAGAAUAACCAAACCUUUCUCGUUCAUUAAAAUCCAGAACGUGCUUGCUUUUUAAGUCUCACAUCACUAUCCAGUCUCUUUUGCUUCAGAGAAUUUGUUAUUUUUUCUGUUGACUAGCUAUAAGUCUCUUACAGUAACAUACUAACAAGUUGUUGCAAGGAAUGUUAAUAUUCGUUAACAGCAAUAUAACAAAAAGGUAGUGCACACAAAAAUAAACCUGAAUUAACCUCUUUUGAAUUCAAAAUACGAUAAACUCCACAGAUUGAUGAAUUAAAAUUCGAAGCACCAUAUAUAGAUUAACUUUACGGGAUUUGUCUUGUAAAAAAAAUACAGUAAGCAAAAGGCUUGUACGUUUGUGUACUACAAUUGUUAAAAUCCUUUGUUUAAAAAGCUGCUGGGUCCAGCUUACCAGUCCCAAAUGUCUAAAUUUAAUGUGGAUAAUACUAAAGACUGGGAUUGAUUAAUCUAAAAGAUCUAUUCAGUGAUACCAUAACUACAGACAACAGAAUAAAAUCCACACUGACAGAAGCUUUUAAAUAACUAAUGAAAUUUUAAUCACUCAUUCGUCUUCUAUGUAUCUACUGAUUAUGUCUUCUGGAAAGACACCACUCAGUCUAGAGGACAUAACACCUUCAAAAACAAACAUUCUGAUAUGGGGAUCGAUCGCUAAAAUGAAGUCACUGUUAAAAUAUCUUAAAAUAGAAGUAAGUGGUUAUCAAUGUUUCUUAGGCGAACCAUUAAAAGUUCAUAACAUCGGCUAAACUUAUUUUUUUGGACAUUAUAAUCAAAAAAAAAUUAAGGUUUAGAGAAUAUCUCUAAUGAUCUGCAGUACUCUCUUGAAAAUGAAUUCGUUGACAAGCGCAAUUCAUGUAAAACAAUAUUUUCCGUCCCGUUAUACGAAUCUUGGUUUAGUUUUUCAUCCAGACAUUGAUUCGUAUUACUCUUUGUAUCCCAAUAACUACGUGAUUAGAUCAUUAUCUGACAGAUAUGUCCAUAUAAAAUGCCUCAAUAAUUUAGUUUCUUUAUUAAGAAUAGAAUACAUUUGCUGUUCAAACUGUGGAGUUGAAAGUUAAGUAGAAAUAUGAGUUGCAGUGUCCUGUUCAUAAAGUUGUUGUAAAUACUGUACGUAUAUGUGCAUUGUCUGAAAGAGUUGAAAAAUUUCUUUUUUUUAGAUUUCACGUCGGAAAAUACUUCU
This is a messenger RNA of Schistosoma spindalis, 1848 nucleotides long. The record is from the annotation of a GenBank genome assembly. Lineage: Eukaryota; Metazoa; Platyhelminthes; Trematoda; Strigeidida; Schistosomatidae.